AUGGCUUCGUCUUCUACGUCUACGGCCAUUGGCUGCGGCGGAACUGCAGCUGAAUUGAGAAAUCACAACCGCCGCCGUCUCGUGGCGGGACUCCGUUCAAUUCAGAUGGCGCGUUUUAGUUCCGAUGUCUCCGAUCGGAGGUUGCGGCAGCUGGGGACCGCGGCGGCGGAACGAGGAAGAGGAAGCGGUGGAGAGAGGGGGAUUGUGGCGGAGAAGCUGGACGAGUGGAUGAGGGAUUCGGUGACGGAAAUCGUGAAGAACCUGACGGAAGCGCCGCUGCUGGUCCAGGUGUACUCCGACGAGAAGGGGAGGAAGCUGGAGACGGAGAAGGCCGUGGAGGAAGGGGAUUGGAAGAGGCUGAUCGAGAAGUGGAAGAAGCGGGAUUCGCCGUUGCCGGAGGGGGUGAUUUUCGUCGAGCAGCUCCACGACGGCGGCGAGGAGGCAACGAAGGCGUGGGGGAUCGUGGUCCAAGGGAAAGGGGCGGAGUGUGGGCCGGUCUGCUACCUGCUGAAGACGAGCCGGGUCGGGUCGUCGGGUUUGGGCCUGUGCUGCACCCACUUCUGCCUGAUGCGGGUCAAGGGUUUCAGGGAGAGUGCCAAGUCACAGCUCAAGAAUUGUUGGCUGUUGCAGGCCCAGUAUGAUCGCGUGUUCUGA
Linum tenue is the source of this 654-nucleotide messenger RNA. Lineage: Eukaryota; Viridiplantae; Streptophyta; Magnoliopsida; Malpighiales; Linaceae. The record is from the annotation of a GenBank genome assembly.